Messenger RNA from Caenorhabditis auriculariae, 3093 nucleotides. The record is from the annotation of a GenBank genome assembly. NCBI's taxonomy places the organism in Eukaryota, Metazoa, Nematoda, Chromadorea, Rhabditida, Rhabditidae.
AUGGAUCCUCAUUCUGUGGAAUGGAUCAACGAGUGGAUCUACGACAAGGUUGGACGGAUCUCCCUUCAUUUCGACGACUUUUUUCCACAGAAACACUUCACUGCGCGUUUUAUUGCCUUCGUGGCUGAGCACGUUGGUGUGCAGCCGGAUUUGGUUUGGUUUUUUUUUGAUUAGGGAGGCUUACUUUAACUGCUCAGGUUGUAAAAGGUCUGAUUGGACUUCUCGUGGCCGUCUUGGCCAUCAGCCAAGAGGUGAGGCUGUUUUAUAAAUAAAAAAGGACUGAGGAGUUCAGGCGCAUGUGUUCGGCAAUGGAAUCCUGAUCGUGGUGCCCUUUUUGCUGACGUUUGUGUUUGUGGACGAGAAGCCGACGGAAGAGAGUCUUGUCGUGUACUGGACCGCUUUUGGCGUGACGACCAUAUUCGACCGGCUUCUGGAGCGUAUUCCUCUUUACUACGUCUUCAAGCUGGCUCUGUUCUUGCUCCUAGUCCUGCCGCCAUACCAUCUGCUGGAGCGAGCCAAGGAACUCCUCAAGGCGGUUUGUUCUUUUUUUUCUCCAGUCUUCGGUUUGCAGAAGGAAUGUCUAUGUGAAACUUCAGCUUCGACGGGAAAACACUGCAGCGACCAACAAAGACACCAACACUACCGCAACAGCGGUUUCGAAAAGGUCUCUUGCAAAAUGAAAAUAAACAAGUUUUCAAAGAAUUAAACAAGUUUUCUGAAAGUUAUUGAAACGCAAAACCCAAAGUUUGUUCAAUAAGACAUAGACGUCUUUUUCAGGACGGAGGUGAACGAGGUGAGCCCGACAAGAGCCAGGAAACGCAUCUUUUGGCGAGUCCUUUUCAGGUGAACACAGCAGUCGCUCUUCUGCGCAGCGACUCGAGUCGUCGCGGAGCCAGUAGUCGCGGAGCCGUGAGCAAGAACGCGAGCGCCGACAAGAUGGAGCAGGUGAGCAGCCGUCGGAAGGUGGUUCAAGCCGUUCCGGAGCCUGUCUCACCUGGAUCCGUCGCCGCCGUCGUUCCAGCUCAGCUCGAACAGAAAACUCCAGAGCCAGCUCCUGCCGAGCCGACGCCUCCUGCAGCUCAGGUGACCGUCACGCGAACUGAGACUUACUACAAGGUGUGUGAGGGCGUCGAAAAGAGCAAAGCUGCUUCAUGUUGAAGAUCUUUCCGAAUGCUAGUUGUUGAGGAGGAGGAGGUGACCUCGCCCAACGGUACUGUUUCUGUGUUCCGAUCUGGUCCUUUUACGCGUCAAACCGUCUUUCAUGAAGGAGGAAAGCCUGAUAGACAGCGCGUUUUCGAAUAACCUUUUCUGUUUUUCCAAUAGCUCAACAUCUUUGAGAGUUGUUUCUUCUUUUUUUCAUCUGCCUACUUCGAAUUAAGUAUUGUUAUUUAAGCUCUUUCUCUAAUAUAACAAUUACUGUUUUUUUUUUUGCUCGCAAGCCACGAAUAUUUUUUCGUUCUCCUUUUCUUCAUAAAUGUUAUUUUAUUCUUUUUGAUUUAUCUAGAAUUGCUCUCACACACCUUGGGGGUUUUGAAUAGUUUGAAUUUGAGAGAGUCCGUUCUGUUUAGUUUUUAAAAAAACUGUUUUUCUCAUUACUUUUGUCAAGUUUUCAGUAAGAAGGAUAAUCUUUCGUUUUGUCAAGCCUCGUUAACCCGAUCACUUUUGAAUGGAAUGAGAUGUUCAAGAUAGGAGUUUGUGAAAUCUAUGAACAAAUCUCAAAGCUUAUUGAUAAUCUUAAAGGGUUUCAUGCCAAAUUGAAUGAAGUUGGGAUAACUUUUCCAAAAAUAUUAAUAACACACUGUAGAUUAUUUCCACCGUUUUCAAAUGUUUCUUAGAAAACGCCGGCGAUAGCCAACAAAAAGUGAGACCUCUCCUUUAUUCCUGAUAAUUAAGCAAAGUUAUAUUAUUUUACAGCCGCAAAAUGAACAGGCGAGCGGAAAACCUGCGAGAAGUUGCACGGACAUGCCAAGUUUGUCCUUUUUAGUCAAUUUUCAGAACGUUUUUGGCAGGUGAGAGACGUUUCGUAGGACAAAACCCAAUGGAAGUGAGCUCUUUUUACAAUCUCACCUCGACCAAAUCUACUGAUGGAAUUGACACUCAGGGUAGUUUACACUACUCGAGAGAAAAUUUCAGCAUUUAACAUAUUGCAGGAGCUGGACCAGCUCAUAAUUUGAAUGACUUCCUCACGUUCCCUGUUAACAAACUAGUAAUCACACUUUUGGCGCGCCUGUCUCGAAAAGUUCCGGUUUAGGUUUUCAACGCCCCGUUUGACUACGAGAACCUCACUUACCACAUGAAGGUCGUCAAUAACUCAAAACACCGCAUCGCUUUUGCCAUUAAAGGUUUACCCGGAUUAUCAAAACUUUUAUUCAGAGUGAAAAUUUUCUAUUUGAAAACAUGGAAAAUAUUCUAUUCAAUUUGUGUUCUCCUUUUCUUCAUGCACCUAACCAACUUUUGUCUUCACGUCGUAUGAUAUAUUUGGAGCUACAAAGUUCGUAGCUCCAAAUAAAAAUAACUAGAAAAUGAAGGUGCGGAAUAUGACUAACGUCUUUGGCUCCGAAAAAGGACCCUUGAAGCUGUUUAACUUGCCAGAUCCAGAAGUGUUCGCGUUUCAUAAUGACCACCUUAUUUUUUGACGUAAUGUUUUAGUGAGAAGUGUCAGAAAAAGAUUUGAAGGGUGGGAUACUCAUAUUGAAUCGUGUCAAAGAACUCUGGGUUAAUCUGAAAUAUUGGAAUUGGAGCAAUGAGAUUUGAGGAAACGCCGUUCCGCGUGUGAUGGUGUAUCCUCCGUGUGGCAUUCUCGAAGUCGGAGAAAAACGUUUCAUCGGCGUGACUGUCCAUGUAGAUUGUUUCAUGCGUCUUCUAUUCAAAAACUGAGAUUGAAGAAUUUCUCUUGGAACGAUGUCGACUACCAGAAGGACAGGAUCGCCUAUGACUACGUUCUGUUGCGUGCCGACACUCAGAAGGACAUCAAGAAUUUCGACAUGAAGCUCUUCCAGGUCGCUGGGCUUUUCUGGCUAGUUCUAGACAGCUUCUUUUCAGAACUCGGACACUAAGCGCCGCAAGAACAUCAUGAUCGAGUACAACCCCUGA